GAAAUCAGCUAAGAAAUAAUGGAUUUUCUAAAAAACAACGCGGCGGAGGAGGCGCGGUGCCAGACGGCGAUGACAGUUAAAAUGGCGUCCAUAGCCGUUUACGCGUUAGGGUUCUUCGUCGCCAUGGUUUUGUGCAACUUUGUUCACUUUCUCUUGCGUCCUAUUUCUCAACCUCGCAUCAUUUCUGAAGCCGUGGUAGGGUUGUUUCUGAGCAAUAUCCGGACCGUACGAAAGUAUUUAGACGAGAAGGAUAUUAAAGACACAUUAAGCUACAUUGUGGAUGUUAUAAUGAUAUGUCACAUGUUUGUGGUGGGACUAGAAAUAGAUCCCAACAUAUUUCAACACUUACACCUCCCGGAGACUAAGGUUGCCUAUUCCGGGGUGCUGGCCACCUUCAUACUGGCCAACUUUCUGGUCCCGUCCCUGAAGAUGUCCUCGGACAUGAUGAUCAACAUCGGGCUCUGCCUCGUGCUGUCCGGCACGGCCUCUCCUCUGCUCACCCGCAUCAUAACCGAUCUAAAGAUCGGCAAGUCUGACAUCGGGCGGUUCGUGGUGGCGGCCGGGGUCCACUCCGACGUCGUUUCCACUAUCCUCAUCUCCUUAGGGUACAUAGCGUUCGACCCGUUCGAGAACUUCCAGAACCGCAACCCGAGGAGCGUGGCGAAAAUGGCGACGACGCUGGUGCUCCAGACGGCACUGGCGAAGAGGGCGGCGCCGGUGGUGAUGAACUGGGUGAACCACGAGAACCCGGAGGGGAAGUCCAUGAAAGGGUCCCACCUGGUGAUCACCAUAGCCUUCGUGGUGUUGGUGUGCAGCACUUCGCCGUACUUCGGGGAGUUUAAUAAGGUUUUGUCGGCGUUUCUGGCGGGGCUUUUCAUGCCCAGAGAUGGGAGGAUAUCCAGGAUGAUGAUCACCAAGGUUAACUAUGUUUUUACCACCAUUUUUUACCCUUUGUUUUUCCUCUGGGUAGGGAGUUCCGCACACGUCAACAAAUUUGGGGUUGCUCAUUGGAACACGUGGAUUAACGUUGUGUGCUUGUUCGUGAUAACGACUGUCGGAAAAGUUGUCGGAUCAUUGGUGUCGGGAGUGAUGCUUGGGUUUCAUUGGCCGGAAUCCGUUGCAAUUGGUUUGCUUCUCAAUACCAAGGGCCAUUUUCAAGUCUUCUUGGGUGUUGUCGGCUUAGUUGUCAAAUCAACUUUUCCUCCUAUGAAGAAGUUGGGUUUGAGUGUGAUUCCGGAGUCGGUUGGGCUUCCAGUGGUGUUUAUGACUUUUUUGACAAUAGUCUACACCCCGUUAGUUGUGGCAAAGAUCAUUAGCUGGGCGAGGAAGCGUUCGCCGUCGCAAAGAAUGGCACUCCAAUUGCUCAGUGCAUCCGACGAGCUGCGAGUCCUGCUUUGUCUGCGAGGCAAACAGAACGUUUCUUGCGCAAUCAACUUCAUCGAGAUCUCACGCGGCCCGGUGGACCCCGGGAUCAUGAUAUAUCUGACGGAGAUGAUUGAGUUGACGGACAGGGUGGCGGCCACGAUGGCUAGCGGCAACGACCAAGGGGCGGUGGACGGCGUGGCGACGGUGGCGGACCCGGAGGUGGUUCGGCUGAGAGAGGAAAUCAACAGCUCGGUUCAGGCUUACGUUCCGGAGCGGAGCGAGGGGAUUAACGUUAAACAAAUGAUGGCUCUCUCCACCUUGAAUAGUAUGCACCAGGAUGUCUGCAUUCUCGCCGAGGAUCUAAUGGUCCACUUGGUGGUUAUGCCGUUCCACAAAAACCGGACGCCGGACGGGAAGCUAGACACCGGAAACUCCGGGUUCCGCCACGUCAACCGGAAGGUGCUCCGACACGCGCCGUGUUCCGUGGGGAUCCUAGUGGACCGGGGGCUGGGAGCCAUAACGAUAUCGACCACCAGCAUUUGCCUGAACGCCGCUGUGAUCUUCAUCGGCGGGAAAGACGACAGGGAGGCUCUGUCCUACGUGGGGCGCGUGGCGAGACACCCCGGAGUGAAACUCACGGUGAUACGGUUCCUCCUGGAGGCCGGCGAGGACAGCGUGGCGGCGAGAAUCAGCAAAGCGAAGGCCAACACCGCGGAGCACCAGGAAGAGAUGAAGCUGGACGACGAGUGCUUCGCGAAGUUCUAUGAUCGGCACGUGGCCGGUGGGCGCGUGGCGUACAGGGAGAAGUAUCUGGUGAAUUCGGGGCAGACAUUUUCGACGUUGAGGUCUCUAGAAGGGCAAUACGAGCUGUUCAUAGUGGGGCGAGGGGGGAGAGUGAAUUCUGUGUUGACGGUGGGGAUGAAUGACUGGGAAGAGUGCCCGGAGCUAGGUUUGAUAGGAGAUAUUCUUUCGGCUUCCGAUUACUCGGUCGCCACUUCUGUUUUGAUAAUCCAGCAACAUAGUUUUAAGGGGGAAAUAGACGGUCUUCAGGAAGAAUUCUCAAUCAUGUAA
This is a messenger RNA of Ipomoea nil (Japanese morning glory), 2436 nucleotides long. Its product is annotated as cation/H(+) antiporter 28-like. Bases 19 to 2436 code for a protein of 805 amino acids. Gene Ontology annotation, biological process: regulation of pH; proton transmembrane transport. Gene Ontology annotation, molecular function: antiporter activity. Gene Ontology annotation, cellular component: membrane; endomembrane system. NCBI's taxonomy places the organism in Eukaryota, Viridiplantae, Streptophyta, Magnoliopsida, Solanales, Convolvulaceae. The transcript is spliced from 3 exons. The record is from RefSeq and is a predicted model, not a curated record.